This is a messenger RNA of Canariomyces notabilis, 730 nucleotides long. Its product is annotated as Apc13p-domain-containing protein. The transcript has 2 exons. The record is from RefSeq and is a predicted model, not a curated record. NCBI's taxonomy places the organism in Eukaryota, Fungi, Ascomycota, Sordariomycetes, Sordariales, Chaetomiaceae. Gene Ontology annotation, cellular component: anaphase-promoting complex. The coding region runs from base 74 to 415 and encodes 113 amino acids.
GGCGACUGAGGCGCACAAUGCCCUUGCUCUGAAACUGCCAGCUUCUUUCACGCGUGGCCCCAUUCCACUUGCAAUGAACAAAGACGCGUGUUACACGUACAUUCACAUGCAGCGUCCGCGCGAUGCCGACCUGUUUGAAGACUUCUGCAAGGACAAACUCCCUGCAGACGACAUCUACGUACCGCCUCACUUGCAGCCCAUCAACCCGGAAGAUGAGGACGACGUGGUUCCCGAUCAGCAUGCCGCAUUUGGAAUCCAGAAGGCUACGCAAAAGGUCCGCGAGCCCGCGUGGAGGGAUCUGGGACUGGGAGAGCUGAUGACCCGCGGUCCGGCCAUAGGAUCGGCGCCGAAGGGACGUGCCAGGGGAAAGCGGAGGGGAGGCGCGGCUAGCCAGUUCAAAGGCCUGCCACGUUGAGGGGGAUCCGACGGCAGCGUUUUCUUUUCCUUUUCGGGUAUUUUUACACAUCGCAUUGCUAGGCGUCGGUCGGGAAAGGUAGAAUGGCGAUUCCCAGGGAUGGCGUUACGGACAAUUUCACAAUAUGACAAGCAUGCUCAACCCUCAACCUUGUCUAGCCACCCCCUCCGCAACCGUGACAGUGGAUAUCAAUGCUCUACUUGAUCCUCGCCCAUGAACCACAAUCAAUCCCAGAAAAAGACAAACCGACCCCCCAAGCGCCUCAAAACCCCAAGAUGAACAAGUAACCCAGCAGCCCAGCUCCCGUAAUACCAC